AUGGCGCCCCUCGUCCCGUCGCAUGAAGAGCUUGAGCGCAGAAGGAUCGUCGACAUCAAUGCCGAGACGGUCUCCAAUAUUCCCUCCACAGAUUUCCCAGGUCACUGGCCAGGCGAGUCGCACGCAUGGUCCCUCGAAAAGUUCCGAGAGGGCUUCCGGGUCGAAUUUCACCAAAACAAGCAGUUUGAAUCUUCCUUCUCCCUCAUCGGUCUCGACGCCUCUAUCGCGAACGCAUUUCGGCGAAUUGUAAUGGCCGAAGUCCCAACCCUUGCUAUCGAGACAGUCUACGUUCACAACAACACUUCCGUGAUUCAAGAUGAGGUUCUUGCGCAGCGUCUGGGUCUUAUUCCCCUCAAGGGUUCAGUCGAGGGCCUCAACUGGAUGCGCUGGUAUAAAAAGCCAACCGAUGACGACCCUGAGAGCGGUAGCAACUUGUCGGAUUUCAAUACCGUUGUGCUGCGCCUAGACAUCGAAUGUACCAAGAACCCGAAUGCGUCCCGCGACGAGCAGGAUCCCCGCAAGCUCUACAAAAACGCCCAUGUCUAUGCUAAGGAUAUUGUUUUCCACCCCGUCGGACGUCAGGAGCAAUUUUUCACCGGAGACGGCGCUAUCCAACCGGUCAAUCCCGAUAUCCUUGUUGCUAAGCUGCGCCCGGGCCAGAAGAUCGAAAUGGAAAUGCACUGUCUUAAGGGUAUCGGAGCGGAUCACGCCAAGUUUUCGCCUGUAGCGACCGCGAGCUACCGGUUGAUGCCGGACAUCAAGAUCCUGCGCCCGAUCAUUGGCGAGGAUGCGAAGAAAUUUGCGAAGUGCUUCCCCAAGGGUGUCAUCGCUCUUGAGCCCAUCACUGCUGAGGACGAGCGGCAAAACUCUGAAUACGAGGGACAUUCUGGCGAGCUCAAGGCAGUAGUUAGCGAUCCCUUUAACGAUACUGUCAGCAGAGAAUGUUUGAGACACGAGGAGUUCCAGGGCAAAGUCAAGCUGGGCCGACUGCGCGAUCACUUCAUCUUCAACAUCGAGAGCACAGGGCAGUUUGACAGUGACGUUCUCUUCCUCGAAAGCGUCAAGGUGCUUAAGCUGAAAUGCGGCCGGUGGAAGAGAGGCCUGACGGACCUCAUGCGAUAA
Messenger RNA from Aspergillus calidoustus, 1122 nucleotides. NCBI's taxonomy places the organism in Eukaryota, Fungi, Ascomycota, Eurotiomycetes, Eurotiales, Aspergillaceae. The record is from the annotation of a GenBank genome assembly.